Molecule: messenger RNA, 5559 nt
Organism: Oncorhynchus nerka (sockeye salmon)
Lineage: Eukaryota; Metazoa; Chordata; Actinopteri; Salmoniformes; Salmonidae
Product: phosphoprotein associated with glycosphingolipid-enriched microdomains 1-like
Exons: 10
Coding region: 488-1906 (472 amino acids)
Biological process (GO): intracellular signal transduction; negative regulation of T cell activation
Cellular component (GO): plasma membrane; membrane raft
Source: RefSeq, a predicted model, not a curated record
GGUCUGGGUGCAUAGUCAGAAUAGCAACAACGUACUACGUCUGGGAAUAUUCGUGCACGGUAGAGAACGCGCCUCAGAGCUCCUCAGUUUUGAAUACAAUUUGUUUUGAGGGUUUACCAAGACGUAUUCAUUUUAUGUAAAUUCUUUAUUAAAUGCGGGUUUUUCUGAGGUGGUGGAGCCGCACUGCACAAAUCCAACGAGUUUCAAUUCAACAGUAGCCUAACGACGGACUGCUAUUCAUGGAUGGUCUUCUAAGGGCCACACUUCAUGGCUUUGUUUACUGUGGUCAUAACUCCACCCAACGCUCCUGUGUGCCUUGUCAUCUGUACAGCCUAUUACUGUGACACGAGCCUGGCCCGCCAGACUGAUAGCAAGAGGCAAGGACGAGCUCGUGAAUAACCAUAGCCUGUCUAACCAAGGUGUCAAGCAGGUCCCCUGUGUGUGAUGCCCUCUUGCUAGCAGGUCCCCUCCCAGAGUGUGAUGCAUCAUGGCUCCGGUGCUCAGUGCCUUGUUAGGGCCGGGGGUCGCGGGGUCAGGGGUUGCCAUGUCGACAUCGUUAGGCAGCGAGCCGCUGGUCCUAGUGGUCACCCUGAUGGCCAUCUCUGCCAUCGUGCUGCUCUCACUGCUACUGCAGCUGUGUGCCAGCUGCCAGGGGCAAAAUAAAUCCAAUGGCCGCCCAGGAGACCAUGAGAACCUCAUGAAUGGAGUGUCUGAGAGAGAGACGUUUACCGGAAGUCAAUCUGUGGACAGCCCAGGGACUGACCUAGUGGUGAGCAGUUCACACAACGGCCCACUAACCAGUGGUACAGUGUUGACAGACACCCAGGACAGCAGUCCACAGCCCUCUGAGGAGAUGCUGUCCAGCCAGUCAGAGCUGCGGAGCUCCAAGUGUCCCCAGGACCGCGAGCUUCCCAGCAUCCCACCCAACAGCGCCCUGGAGGGGAUGGGAUCCUCCAGCGAACCCCCUCUACCCGUCUCCGGAGACGGCACCUACGAGGUGGUGAAGGAGAGGGGCGGCAUCUUAACGGCGUCCCGUGACGUGAGCGUUGAAGACUCCCUCUACGAGACGGUCAAAGAGCUGAAGGACCAUCCAGGGAGCCUGGCUGUAGGUCUACCCAACGGACACGGUACUACGUCCCCCUUCAGCCCCGAUGACGACCCUCACCACCUCCACAACCCCCUACCCCCUUCCCACCACCGUCCAGCCCUCCACAAUGACCACCUCAGCCCCUGCAGCACCCCGGAGCGGGGGCCCCUGUGCGCGGGAGUGGAGUACGCCUCGGUGGAUCUGAACAAGAAGAGCCGUUACAGUGCAGACCUGGAGGCCAGGCGCUCAGCCACCAUCACUGCUGCUGUGAGCCCCACAGAGGAGCCCGAGGAGGAGGACAGACCCCCGCCUGUACCUGACAAGGUGCUGGAUGAGAACGACAACCAGCCUACCAUGAUGGACGCAGGAGGGGUGGUGGUAAUGGGGGCAGCACUUCACAACGGAGAGUUGCUCUCUCCCUCACCGCGGCUUCACAACCAUGUGCUGUUGGAGAACGAGCUGUCAGACAUGUACUCCACAGUGAGGAAGACACACCUAGACGUGGAGGAGAAGGAGAGUGACUACAGCAGCAUCGCUGAGAUCAAAGGUCUGGUCCCUGAGUCUUCCUCCAGUGAUCUCUACGCUACUGUCAGGGACAUCUACCCCCAGCUCGGAGAGGGGGAGUCAGACCCACAGGGACCCUCUGGGGUUCUCCAGGAGUCCCCUGCAGAGAGCAUCGACCCGGGCUACGAGAACGUCUGCCUCACUAAGACUGGUAAUGGAGAGGACUUGGGGCUGAGGAACCAGGUUCAGGAGCCAGACUAUGAGAGUGUAGGUGAGCUGGGCCUGGGGUUGAACAGGGAGAGUUCCCGUCUCUAACUGGGUAGUAAAGCUACAGUGCGGGGCCUAAACCUGAGCCUCUGGGGCCUCACCCUCAACCCCAGCAGUUAGCCUAACUAAUAGUCUCACCCUCAGCCCCAGCCAUUAGCCUAACUCCUAACCUCAACCUCAACCCCAGCCAUUAGCCUAACUCCUAGCCUCAGACUCAACACCAGCCAUUAGCCUAACUCCUAGCCUCACCCUCAACCCCAGCCAUUAGCCUAACUCCUAGCCUCACCCUCAACCCCAGCCAUUAGCCUAACUCCUAGCCUCAGACUCAACCCCAGCCAUUAGCCUAAUUCCUAGCCUCACCCUCAACCCCAGCCAUUAGCCUAAAUCCUAGCCUCACCCUCAACCCCAGCAGUUAGCCUAACUAAUAGUGUCACCCUCAGCCCCAGCCAUUAGCCUAACUCCUAACCUCACCCUCAACCCCAGCCAUUAGCCUAACUCCUAGCCUCACCCUCAACCCCAGCCAUUAGCCUAAGUAAUAGUCUCACCCUCAACCCCAGCCAUUAGCCUAACUCCUAGCCUCAACUUUACCCAGCAGCCCUGAUGACAGGAACACCACCUCAGGGCUCUGAACUUCAACCCUACUGCCCAUCAUCACCAAUUCAGGGUUUCUGCCCACUACCCCCUCAGUGCAGUUUGGGUGUGCCCACAGCCCAGCGAUAUCUGACUGAAUUAGCUAUAAUCUUAACUCUCCAUCAAUUCAUGGGGCCCUUAAAUUACCAUGUACGUACUCGGGGUGCUAUCAAAUCAGUAUUUGAACUAUGAAAUCACCGUCCGUUUUCAAGUUAUUGGCGUCCGUCUACUUUGUGAUGUUGCUUCUCACUCUGUAUCAUGGUGCACAUUACAUCACUGAAGAUUGAAGGUUAGCUACAUUAUCAACGACUGCUAUCAAUGUGGGAAGGAAGGCCAAUAUUUCUACAUUAUCCAUCACCAUCAUAAUUACUUCCUCAGACUAUAAAAAAGUACAUUUCUAAACAUGUAUAACCAGUCAUUACGAAUUCAGUUCAUUUUACAAGGCUGGUGACAAGCUGACUGGCCAGUGACACUUUGUCAGUGCCUUGUGAUUGAGUUUUUGUGCCAUAAUGUCGUUCUAUAAGGCACUUAUAAAGGUAUGAGUAGAAUGUUUCCCCACAAUGUAAUGUCACUGUUUAUAUAAUCUGUUCUCCCCUCCUAGUGCAUCAUUUCAUUCAGAACAUCAUGAUAAAUCAGAGAUAUGAUAGAUAUGUGUACUUACAUACUAUUGUGAAAUAAGUAGCCUCAAGUCAGGCAGUUUAGACGGCUGAACUCUAAAUGGAACGGCUUCUUUUAGUUUCUAAAACAUUUUUGAUUUGAUUUACAUGUCAACUUUUUAAUUUAAAAAAAAUCAAAUUCCUAUUUAUUUGAAGAUGGUGGAUCAUUGUGUGAUUAAGGGAUAUCAGGAAGUGUGUUUGUUCAUGAGGGAAACUUGAAAAGGUUUUGUUCUGUACAUAGGAUAUACAAAUGAAUAAGUGGGUUACCAUGGUAAUAAAGUAGUAAAGGUACUCAUGAAUAAUCCAGACUUUUUAAAAAGGACUUAUUCAUUCAAACAAAAGACGAACAAUGGUGAGACCAUAUCUAUCAAUGUUGUAGUGAUUUCUUGUGUGAAUUGUUCAACUCAGUUGUUGUUUUCUCUAUAUUUCUUCACAUGAUUCAAAAUGUAUUUAAAAUACUUAUAUUGGCUCAAUGUGACAAUAUGCAACAGCAAACCGGUGUGUUAAUGCAGCUGUAUUGAUCAAGGUGUAUACUAUGUGUGUGUAUGGUGUGUUAAUGCAGCUGUAUUGAUCAAGGUGUAUACUAUGUGUGUGUAUGGUGUGUUAAUGCAGCUGUAUUGAUCAAGGUGUAUACUAUGUGUUUGUAUGGCGUGUUAAUGCAGCUGUAUUGAUCAAGGUGUAUACUAUGUGUUUGUAUGGUGUGUUAAUGCAGCUGUAUUGAUCAAGGUGUAUACUAUGUGUUUGUAUGGCGUGUUUAUGCUUACCCUGUAGGUACACAUACUAUUGAUACGGUGGAAAAGGAUUUUAAAGCACAAAGUGUCAAAAAACAUUAUGCUACUGCUUCUGUACAGAGCUUAUAGCAACAACAACAACAUCAUACAUACAUAUAACCCAUCAUGUGCACAAUUAUAAUAUCAAAUGCUUCUAACUUAACUAUUUGAACAAGCACUAUUAAGGUAGCAUGUGCUGAUGACAUGCUAACCGAGGGUUGUAUAAAGUUAGAGUACGAUUUCAUGAAGUCGGCUAAUGUAUGAAUUUGCAAAUGGUAAAGUAUAUUUUGUAGUAUGUAUGCAUGUGAUUUGGACUGCUUAAUAGUGGCUAUAAAAGCACAUAGAGUACAGUAAAACCAUGCUGUCAUUUUAAGGGAAUACGUUUAGGCUAGCUGUAAGUAUGCCCCUUGCUCAGAGAGUGACCUAACUAUUGUUGAAAAUAUAGUGAUUGAUUGAAUGGUGGCGUAUGACAGUUUGGGAGUUCUGUAUUCUGUUUUAAUAGGACACCAUCUCAUUGGUUAUUUUGUUCUGUUGUUUUAUUCAUGUAUGGUACAUUGUGUUGGUACAGGUGUUUUAAAACAGAAAAGUCAAAGUUGGUACUUUUUAUUUUUUUAAAGAAAAGUGAAUGAAUAUUGUUGUUUGGUGUUUAUUUUCAAACUAACUGAGUAAGUUGUGAAUAAAUAACUAGCUAUUGCAAUGAUGAUACCUGCAUUUGACAGUUAAACAAUAAUACUAUCUUACUUUUCCUCCCAUUUCUCUGUUAUCUCAAUAUUGCACAUUAUUGGUGUAUGCAGAGUGAGUGAGUGGAUUUCAUUACACAUGCAUGAGCUUGAAUGAGCUUCUUGACGACAAACCAAGCGCCCAGGUUGACUGAUAUUAUAUUCACAAAUGAAAUCCAGGAAGGAGAGAAAGGACAGUUCCCACUAAAUUAGCAACAAUUGAUAGACACAUUAAAGAUGCUGUACAUUUCAGAUGUCCUUUAAAGCAAGGGCCCUGCAUAUGAGGUUUUACACACAUUUUAUAGAGUGUAAUUGUCAUUUCAUUCAUGUUAAAUCGCAAAAACAUGACCUUUUAAUGACCAUUGUUCUCCCCAACAGAUUCCAGAUUAGUUCAUGUAGCAGGAAAUGCUUUCAUUUAAACCUAAUGGUGUCUAUGGAAAUGCCAUAAAAGGCUUUUAACAAACGGUCUGUCAAAUAGGAACAUUAGUGCCAAAUCUCACAACCAAAGGUACCACACACAGACAAGUGUACGCACACACACUCAUACAGGAGGGAGUGGGUUGUGGGGUCAGGCAUGGAGAGGAAGUCCAUCAUAGCACCCUCUCAUUCAGCCCACUCUAAUAAUGAGACAAUACAUUCUCAACAAGCAGCAGAGAAUUCCUUACCAUUGUCUUUCAUUAUGGACGCUGUGUCCCAAAUGGCACCCUAUUGUCUCCGUAGGUCACUACUUUUGAACAGUCAAAAGUAUUGCACUAAUAAAUACUAUAGGUAUAGGGAAAAGGGUGCCAUUUGGGAUGCAGCUAGAGCCAUGCUUUCUUUGACAGUUAUGUGCACAUCUGUCAUAAGAUUCUAUCUGGUUUCCUGUGUAUGCAUGAAAAUAUUUUAUGACCAUAAUUUGAAAAUAUUAAAAGAUGUAUAACAAGUAA